This is a messenger RNA of Arachis ipaensis, 1034 nucleotides long. RefSeq lists its product as uncharacterized. The record is from RefSeq and is a predicted model, not a curated record. Lineage: Eukaryota; Viridiplantae; Streptophyta; Magnoliopsida; Fabales; Fabaceae.
AUGCAUUAUUUAAUUUAAUGUAAUUGUGAUGAUAUUUAUCUUAUGACAACAACUAUAACUAUUUCAUUAUAUUAAAAGUGUGUCUGUACCGUAAUUAUGAUCAGAGGUAGCUAUAAGAUAAGCUCAGCUGUGUGCAUAUACCCUCACAUCCAACUAUGUUUCCAACCCUCCAUUUCCAGGCCACCAUUUUAAACAUUUGCUUCCUUCUAACGUAGUAACCCACUGUCGUUCUUCAAGUUCUCUCCCUUAAGCCAUAUAUUGUUGUUCAUGUCAAAUGGAUAGCUUGAACUCUUACUAUCAAGGGCAAUACUUUUACAUGGAGAUAAACCCAGAUUUGGGGAUGGGUGAACUUCCAUACACAUUCUUUCGGAGAUUCAAAGAUGUCAUCCCAAACUCCAUGACAUUUUGUGAUUUUGCUGGUAAUGAGGUUGAUGUGGUUAUCGACAAGUGUCACCGAACGGGUAUAGUUGCUCAUGGCUAUAAUAAUCUUACUGUGCUUUAUGGCCUAAAAGAAGGAGUUUGGUUGAGUGUAUGUUAUGUUAGUCGAGACAAGUUCCUAGUCGUUAAUGUCAAGGACCAUUACAUGCGCUCUAAAGAGCUGUGUUCCCCACCACUGAAGCUUACUGUUGAGGUCAAGCCAUCCGUUCUUAUUGACGAAGUAAUAGACAUAUCUGAUGAUAUAUGUGAUGAAAGUCCCGUCGUUGAUCCAGUUGAAUUUGUAGCAAUUCCUGAAAUCUUGCAUCAACAAGAUAAUUCUACUCCCUUUAAUCCAAAUUCGGCUGACACAAUUAACCAGCACAUAGUCUUCCACAAUGAGUUGUCGACACAUUAACUUGCGUUGAUCCCACCGUUUAUGCCGGUCUUGAACCUUAUUCAGGUAGAUUCAUUUCCUCCCCUAACAAGCAUGUCGAACAGGAACAAUUUAUUCCAAUACCACAGUUACUAUCUUUUUCUGGUGUUCCUUCCUCGCCUAGUAACAUUUCCACCAACUGGUAACAUAUUUGCCCCGCUAGAGAAGACUAUUCACCAUUCAA